UUGGUCGACGAUCGACAGUUGUUGAUGAUUGUUGACUGUCGUUUGCAGUAUUCUAGUUUUUCACGUUGCUAUUUGCAGAACCAUUAUUUCAGAAAGUUUGUAGUACGUUGCAUUUUGUUGCAUUUAUAUUGAAUAAAGGCUCUUCAGUGAUAUACUUCUAUCAAAUAAUUUUAUCAAUAUGUCAGAGAAAGUGUUAUCAGGUAUCUAUACAUCAGAAAAGCAUGGUAAUGACGAGACAGGAGAUGGUUCAGAAAGUAACCCCUUUAAAACUAUCUUAAGAGCGAUGCGUCAUGCCAAUAAGGAACCUUUUCCAAUCAUCUAUCAGGACUCUCGUGAAAAUGACAAAAAAUAUGAACCAGCAUCUAAGUCUCAGUUAAAAAAAAUACAAAAGAUUUGGGUUAGAGAACAUUAUAAGAAAGACGAGAAGGAGAAGAAAUUAUUGGAAGAUGAAGAAAAGAGAUUGAAAAAUCUUGAAGAAGCUAAAUCAAUUAUUAUAGAAGAGGAUAAAACUCUACCAGAAGCAAAAGAAAUCAAGAUAAGACAAGCUGUUGAUCACAGAGAUCAAAGAGUCAAGUUAUAUGGAUGGGUGCAUAGACUAAGACGGCAAGGCAAAGCUCUCAUGUUCAUUACAUUGCGAGAUGGAACAGGUUUUCUGCAGUGUGUACUGACUGAUAAACUUUGUCAAAUGUACAAUGCCUUGAUUCUUGCCACGGAAGCUGCUAUUCAACUGUUUGGAAUCUUGAAAGCUGUUCCUGAAGGGAAAAAUGCACCUGGUGGUCACGAAUUAUCCGUUGAUUAUUGGGAACUUGUUGGACCGUCACCUCCUGGUGGUGUCGAUUCAAUCUUGAACGAAGAAGCUCUUCCUGAUGUACAAUUGGACAACAGGCAUAUAAUGAUUCGAGGCGAAAAUACAUCAAGAAUCUUAAUCAUGAGAUCUGUAUUAACGCAAGCAGUCAGAGAUCAUUAUAAGAAUCGUGGUUAUUGCGAGGUAACUCCUCCAACUUUGGUGCAAACCCAAGUAGAAGGUGGUUCAACUCUCUUCAAAUUAGAUUAUUUUGGGGAAACUGCUUUUCUUACUCAGAGUUCUCAAUUAUAUCUUGAAACGUGCAUUCCAGCGAUGGGAGAUGUAUAUUGCAUUGCCCAAUCGUAUCGGGCAGAGCAAUCGAGAACACGUCGCCACCUUGCUGAAUAUACGCAUAUCGAAGCAGAAUGUCCAUUUAUUACAUUUGAUGAUCUACUUGAUCGAUUAGAAGAUUUAAUUUGCGAUGUAGUUGAGCGAGUUCUGAAAUCGCCUCUCGGUCAUCUUGUCAAAGAAUUGAAUCCGAACUUUCAAAUACCUAAGAAGCCUUUCAAACGAAUGAAUUACAGUGAUGCAAUUGAAUAUCUGAGAGAAAACAAUAUCACAAAAGAAGAUGGCAGCUUUUAUGAGUUUGGAGAAGACAUUCCAGAAAUGCCAGAAAGGAAAAUGACUGACGCUAUCAAUGAGCCAAUAAUGCUUUGUCGUUUUCCCGCUGAAAUUAAAUCGUUUUACAUGCAACGUUGCAAGGAUGAUAAACGCUUAACAGAGUCUGUCGACGUACUUCUACCAAACGUGGGUGAAAUUGUGGGCGGUUCAAUGCGUACCUGGGAUUACAAGGAGUUGAUGGAGGGUUACAAACGUGAAAACAUUGAUCCGACUCCAUACUACUGGUAUACAGACCAGCGGAAAUAUGGAUCUUGUCCUCAUGGCGGUUAUGGAUUGGGAUUAGAACGACUUUUGUGCUGGCUGUUGAAUAGGUAUCACAUACGUGAGGUAUGCUUAUAUCCGCGUUUCCUGGAGCGUUGUCGUCCGUGAAAGAAUAUCGAUAUAUAUGAGAAUAUCAUUAUUAAGUCGAUGUGCACAUUACAAUAGAGAUAUGGUGACGAUUACGAUACGUGGCCCCUCAAAAUUAAAGUUCUUUUUGAAAGUAUUUUUAAUAAGAAACACGGGAAAAAUAGUAAAAAAAUUCU
Mycetomoellerius zeteki is the source of this 1989-nucleotide messenger RNA. It is a transcript of the gene AsnRS, whose product is annotated as asparagine--tRNA ligase. Gene Ontology annotation, cellular component: cytoplasm. NCBI's taxonomy places the organism in Eukaryota, Metazoa, Arthropoda, Insecta, Hymenoptera, Formicidae. Gene Ontology annotation, molecular function: ATP binding; nucleic acid binding; asparagine-tRNA ligase activity. The record is from RefSeq and is a predicted model, not a curated record. Bases 179 to 1834 code for a protein of 551 amino acids. The transcript is spliced from 10 exons. Gene Ontology annotation, biological process: asparaginyl-tRNA aminoacylation.